Sinocyclocheilus anshuiensis is the source of this 1571-nucleotide messenger RNA. Its product is annotated as E3 ubiquitin-protein ligase ZNRF2-like. The transcript has 5 exons. Gene Ontology annotation, molecular function: ubiquitin protein ligase activity. Gene Ontology annotation, cellular component: cytoplasm; intracellular membrane-bounded organelle; membrane. The coding region runs from base 213 to 833 and encodes 206 amino acids. NCBI's taxonomy places the organism in Eukaryota, Metazoa, Chordata, Actinopteri, Cypriniformes, Cyprinidae. The record is from RefSeq and is a predicted model, not a curated record. Gene Ontology annotation, biological process: protein K48-linked ubiquitination; proteasome-mediated ubiquitin-dependent protein catabolic process.
CAGUCAGUGCGCGGUUUACGAGGAGAGCGUCGCGUCAGAGCUUCACUUUUCCGCGCCGACGGCGAUUUAAAUUUUAAACCCCCUCGCAAAAAGAUUCGCUGACGCGCGCGUGACGUCAGAUGUAACGGGCGACGCUUCCCGUUCGCUGUCAGUGUGCGUGUGUUUGAUUGUUUGUCCUUAAUCGUUAAACUCGGAGGGAAGUGUAGGUUGGCAUGGGGGCCAAACAGAGCAGUCCCGCUGCCGACGGGCGCACGCGAGCGUACUCGGGCUCGGAUCUCCCGUCGAGUAACGGCGGCGGCGGCGGCAGGACGGCGGCUGUGGCGAUGCGGUAUCACGCACACGGCGCCUCAGGUGCUACAUCUUCAUCGUCGUCAGCGGCGGCCGCCGCGCACUUUACCGGCUCCAGGCGACCACAGUCGAGCAUUACUAUACCGAACUCGGUAGCGUACAGUUCUCAGGAGUCCGGUUACAGCACACCGGAGGAGAACGGCGGGGAGAGAGAGCGGUCCGCCGGCGCUCCGAGACUGUUGAUCGGAUCGUUGCCGGCUCACCUGUCGCCUCAUCUCUUCGGAGGUUUCAAGUGCCCCGUCUGCUCCAAGUUUAUCUCUUCAGAUGAGAUGGACCUUCAUCUGGUCAUGUGCUUGACAAAACCUCGAGUGACGUACAACGAGGAUGUCCUGGCGAAGGACGCAGGAGAAUGUGCAAUAUGUCUGGAGGAGUUGGUGCAGGGAGACACCAUCGCACGCCUGCCCUGCCUCUGCAUCUAUCAUAAAGGCUGUAUUGACGAGUGGUUUGAAGUGAACCGAUCGUGUCCUGAACAUCCUUCAGAUUAACAGCGCCUCUCUCACCUUUGCACAGCCUCCUGGUCGUGAGAAGCGACGCUAUGUGAAUUCUCUUCCUCCUCAUAGACACUGUGAUUUUGGUCUCGGGACGGCCUGAUCGCCGAACGCCCCUCUCUUCUCCCUCCCUAGUCGCCAUAUAAACCCUAGCGUGCCAAAACUCAUUCAGGGAAACUCUUUCCACAUCACAGAGCUUCUACUCCAGCGCACCAUUGUCCAAUCAGGAUCUAGCAGAAGUUGAUUUCAUUGGCUGUUUGUUGACGUCUCUGAUUGGCCGGACUCAGGGUCAGCUGACUGUGUGGAUGAUUAUCGGACGAUCGGGGUCGAUUGUUCUCUGUUAAAUGGGACUGUGUCUCUCAGUGCCUUAAUUUUCAGAUCCCAAGAGCCGAAGCGACGGCUGCGUUUGGGAUGUUCUUCAGAGGAAGGGCUCGAAGGACUCGGAGAAAGACGCCUGGAUGUGACGGGACGUGAGCCCUGAUUCAGGUCGGCCCUGAGCCAUACUGAGCCAUUAUUUCUCUCUCUCUCUCGCUUCCCGGAUGGUGAAAUGUCCCGUGCAUCUCGAGUCUCGGAUCAAGAUUCACUGUCUCAAGAUCAUUUUUGCAAGUGCAUCACGUUUUGUUUGGGUUGAGACAAAUCUGGGCCUUAAUUCAACACACCACUGACUUCUGUCUGUGUAUGUAGAAUGAAUCUCAUCAAAACGUCAAAAUCAGAAGAAAAAAAAUACGAAAUUAU